CGUCGAGAGCUCGUGUCGGGUGGUCGAUGUAGCCUCCUGUGUGUGUUUUUGGACAACUUGGAAGCAGGGUGCGCGCGUUGUUCCUCUGUUUGCGAAUGGUUCUAACAGAUUCUUCAACUUCGUGGAAUACUGCAGGAUACAGCUAGGGUUUCCAGUAGUGUUGUUUUACUGUGGAAGUGUGUUUAAAACGUCGCGUCGGUUUAUAUUUAUGCCCAUAUGCUUGCAUUUGACGACCUGCUUUCAAUCGGAUAGGAUGUGGAAUUCAAAGGAAUGGAAAUCAAAUCAAGUUCAAGAGUUAUACAAUAUGUAGCAUGUUGUCGUCUGUGCCGCAACGAGACUUCUGCUGUGUUUACUAGUUAUGUUUCGCAUUGGGGGUUGUGGUGUGGAAGUGAUUCCGAAUGAAAACAAAAUUGUACUGAGGUUUAUUGGCGUAUUGUAGCUCGCAGAUUCCUCUGUUAUACCUUUGGAAACAGUUUUUUUUAGAGUAUCGCAGAAGUGGCUAGACGCCUGUUAAUUGAUAAAAGAAUUCUGAGGUUUUAGAGUGUGUAGCACGACUAACGACAUUGUUGAUCGUUGUUGUGGAUGGCGUCUUUAAUUAACGGUUGACAUUGCGAGGCUGAUAUAAAAAUAUACAAAAAAUGUCUGUGAAAAAUAAAAUCUCAUGAGUGCGAUAUCAUCGACCGAGAAGUAUUACGUGGAAAUAAAAUCUAACGAAAAAGUAUUUAUUCUGCGUAGAGUAGAAUUGUGUAUGAAAAUGGAAGAAGAAGGUAGAGGUGGAGAGUGGUAGCGAAGAAGCUUAUGUGCUCUAGAAUUAAUGAAAUUAUUUGUACCGGAUGAGGGGAGAAGUAAUAGGACGAUUUAUCCUACGACAUAAAAAACCGACUGUGCUAUACGGUGCAUGCAAGUGAGGAGUAAAGUUUGGUGAAAGCAGAACCUAUCAACAUCAUUGAUAACUAUCUAGGAUAUCUUAAAUUGCAGCCAUUAUAAGUCUAGAUCACUCAGCUGGUUCUAAGCGCUCAAAAUGAAGCCACCGUUACUGAGGGCGACUUUCGUUUGGUCGUCUCUUCUGCUGAUAUCUGCAACGGUUGAGUGGGUCCACUCGUACCUGCCGGAUACGACAAGUCUGACGACUGAGCAAAUCGAAUACGAGUGCUUUCCGACGCACAUGAAAGAGAAUCUACUGCCACGCUUUGCCUCCCGCAACCAAAAUGAUUCGAUAGCGAUCCAAGUGAGCCGUCGCUACACCCACCAGAUCAUCUCGCGCAUUUACGGCAUCUUUCUGCGGGAGAUCCUCGGCUACCGCAACGUGAAGCUGGUGAACCUGUACGAACGGACGCACGACAUUCAACGGGAACGGCUCUUUGUCACGCUGGAAAACCUUGUGUCAGAUGGUAUCAAUUGGCCAGAGCCUACCCUCGAUCUGGAAGUGUGGAUGCUCUCGGACUAUCAUAUAAUUCCGCCGGAAAUUGAAGAAGCCGGUUCGAUAACCCACCCGGGCCGUUUCGGACUAUUUAUUCCGAAGUCGUUGGUCCGGAAGGAGGACGUGUUUCCGAAACUAUACCCCUACACUAUGUUCCAGGAAGAUCUAAACAAUCCAAAAUAUUACGAUUUGAUAAAAAAGUUCGACGUUGCGGAUGGGGUGCUUGAAGUGCUCAAAAGUUGGGCCGAAAGAAGUUGCAAAAAUGAAAACACGUGCAAUCAGGAUGGUAUGUACAUACCGGAACAGUGUACAGAAGGGAAGAAGUGUGCUCUUGUGCUCGCACCCCAUUACGAAGAUACGAAGUUCAUCGUAAAGCACAUCGAAGAGUUAAAGUUUCAGCUGAAGGUUAUUUGGUUAGGAGGCAAACUUAAACUUGGCAUCAAACAUCUGAUGAGUGUGUAUGGAAGUGAUAGAAAAAGCUCGAAAAAGUUUCUCGUAUUACAUUGGACUCCGUCGGAGAUAAUUGAUAGCAAAACGAUGGAAUACGUUGCUGUGACCAUGCCGCGAUGUGAAGACAUCAUCGUUAGUAACAACACCGGCUGCAAAUACGAACUGACGCCACUGCUAAAGUAUCAUGCACACGAGUUUGAGUCUUCCCAGCACGCCCUUCAGUCACUGCUCCGAGUAUACUUCGAUACGUCUGGUAUACAGGCGCUAAUCGAUUUAUACGACAAGUACGAACCGCAAAUUUUGCGGGCUAGGGAUGAGACAAAUUUGGAGUACGACGACCAUGCUGUGUCAAGAUACUACAACCAAAUAUCUUGCGAAUGGCUCAAGACCAACGAACCCGCCUGGCACAAGUGGAAACCCAAAGGCGAGGAAAAGGAGGAAAUUUAUAUUGGGGGCAUUUUUCCGCUGUCGGGACUGGGGCAAGCCUAUCUGGGGAUAAUGCCCGCGGCUGUUAUGGCUCAGCAAGCGAUCAACAGUAACGGCACCAUUCUACCGAAUCACAAGCUAAUAAUACUGAAGAGCGACGGUCAGUGUCGUGCUGACAAGGUUAUGAAAAACUUUAUCAAUUAUUACAUAAUGCAAGAGCGAAUGAUUGGUGUGCUGGGACCGGCUUGCAGCGACACGGUCGAACCGAUUGCAGGUGUAUCCAAGCAUUUUCGCAUGGCUGUUAUUUCGUACUCUGCUGAAGGCGCAUUUCUAUCAGACCGGGACACGUAUCCGUACUUUUUCCGUACGAUUGGCGAAAACCGACAAUACGAGCACGUGUACGUGCGGCUUUUGCAUCAGCUCAAAUGGAACCGAGUUGCUGCCCUGACGGAAGAUGGUCAAAAAUCCACCGAAUAUAUAUCGCACAUGGAAACGAUGCUGAAGGAGAACCACAUCGAGCUGAUAUCGAACAAAAAGUUUCCACGCGAUAGGAGUGCUACUGAAAUGAAUCAGUACCUUUUGGACCUUAAGACGAAAAAUGCAAGAAUCAUCAUAGCCGACGUUGACGAUAAGGUGGUACAAGUUAUCAUGUGUGAGGCUUACAGACUAGAGAUGACGGCCGAGAACGGGUACGUCUGGUUCCUACCGGUGUGGCUCACCAAUUUGUGGAACCUCAGCAACGACAGCCCAAUCCGAUCGAUGGUCAAAUGCACCCGUCAGGAAAUGCUCAAAGCUAUCAAUGGCCACUUCUCCUUGUCGCAUGCGCCCUUCGCCGAUAGUCAUCGAACCGUGGACACCAUCAACGGUACGGUUGGCAAAUGGAGGUCUGACUACCGGCAAGUGCUGCAAAAACACGACUAUCUUGAAUCAGAUUACGCUGGAUAUGCAUACGAUGCGGUGUGGGUCUACGCGCUGGCGUUGGACCAGUUGAUACGAGAGGACCCUUCCUAUUUGAGCGAUCUACAUUCGAUAAAAACUACCAAACGGCUUAUGGAGGUAAUCAGAGCGACCGACUUUCGGGGAGUUUCUGGGCGAAUAAGGUUCGGUGAAGAAGGAUCCCGGUAUACCAUAAUCAACGUGCUGCAGUGGAUCAACGGAACUCCUAAUAUCGUGGGACAAUUCACCCCGAAUAUUUCGGAGAGCAAGUAUCAACUUUUGGGGGGUACGCUUACCUUAAAUCAAUCGGCAAUUGUUUGGAUGACGAAAGAUGGGAAGAUUCCGGAAGAUGGCGCUUUGGACUGCUCAUUAAAGGGGUUGGCCAGAUUUUUCGGAAUGGGUUGCGAUGGUACCGUGUACGUUCUAAUUGGAUUCCUAUGUGUCAUGACAAUUGCUGUUAUUUCGUUGGCUUCGUUCUGCUACUUCCAAAUUCGGUAUAAUCGUAAGAUCAAGCAUUCAGCGAAAUAUUUGCAAAAGUUUGGCAUCGAUUUACUGUCACCGUCUUCGAUUCCGGUAAACACACUUGACAAAUGGGAGGUUCCCAAGGAUCGUGUAGUGAUCAAUCGUCGGCUUGGGGAAGGUGCUUUUGGAACCGUGUAUGGUGGUGAAGCGCAGAUCGAAGAAGAAGGCUGGACUGCUGUAGCUGUGAAGACUUUGAAGAUAGGCUCUACUACGGAAGACAAGGUAGAUUUCCUAUCUGAAGCAGAAGCAAUGAAACGGUUCGAUCAUAACAAUAUUGUUAAACUAUUGGGAGUAUGUUUGCAGACGGAGCCAGUUUACACCAUAAUGGAGUUCAUGCUGUACGGUGACCUUAAGACAUAUCUACUAGCUCGUCGCCAUUUGGUGAAUAGUAAACAAACUGAAGAUUCGGAUAUAUCGCCGAAACGGCUGACGAUGAUGGCCUUAGAUAUUUCACGCGCUUUAUCGUAUCUCGCAGAACAGAAGUAUGUUCAUCGAGAUUUGGCUUGCCGUAAUUGCAUGGUGAACGCACAAAGAGUAGUCAAACUUGGGGAUUUUGGAAUGGCACGCCCUACAUUUGAGAAUGAUUACUACCGGUUCAAUCGAAAAGGGAUGCUUCCAGUACGAUGGAUGGCACCUGAGUCACUUGCAUUAGGAAUAUUCACCCCUGCAUCGGAUGUUUGGUCCUAUGGAGUAUUACUUUACGAAAUUAUCACAUUUGGCUCAUUCCCCUACCAAGGAAUGACAAACAAUCAAGUUCUUGAGCAUGUGAAAGAAGGUAACUGUAUGACCAUUCCUGUCGGUAUAAGGCCUCAGUUAGAAGGUCUUAUGAAAGCUUGUUGGAAUCAAGAUUAUAAGAAACGACCAAAUGCUUCGGAAGUGUCUGAAUUCAUUUCAAAUUAUCCUAGGCUUUUGAGUCCCUGUUUAGAUGUUCCGUUAGCGUCGGUGCAAAUGGCUGAAACCGACAGUGAUCAGUUUGAGCUAUUGCCAGGUUUGCGGAAACGAAAAGAUGAACCAACCGCGGAUCUGCUACUCGGAACAUCACAAAUGAAUGAUCUGAAUCAAACAGCAACCGGCUACACUAGAAUGAAUAUGCGUAGAGGGAUCAAUCUCAAUGAUUUGAAUGUCGACACAGAUUUUCGAAGCAGUACUCUACCUAACACUGAAACCAGUACGGUUAACAAUGGAGGCGUGGCUCUUAAUGUGUACAAUCCCGUUGAGCCUCUUCUACAACGUCAGCUGGAAGUUUCCAAAAGCAGCUAUAACAUACUUCGCUACGUGCCAAUGUUCGGACUUGGGCGGAACAAAGCCCCCGUGCUGAUUACGCACAACAAUGGAUCCGUUACAAUUGGCAAUAGAAGCAACAGUACAAGUGUAUUAUAGCAACAGGAAAUAGUGGAAUCCACCACCGGAAUACCACCAGAAAACGCACCAAAGGAAAACCCCGGAGAAGUCUAAUUCAUUCGAAAUAAUGUUGGAUUUAUAGAACUAGACUUUAUUUGUUUAUUGAAUUGAAGUUAGAAGACUUUAAAUAGUCUUUGUAGUUUUUAGCAUUUCGUUAAACUAAACAGAACUCUGUGCAGAAUAACAUGAAAAUAAAAACUGCAGUACAAAUGCCAUGCCGUCCGUUAGGGUCAGAGAACCACAUGAUAAAGGGUAGUGCAGAUGAAUUUCUCAGUUUUUUAAAUUUAGCGCUGCCUGGUGUCACAAGUUUUCAGACUCUGUAUGCCAAAAUAUGAGGAAAUCAGUUCAAAUAUGUAGUAAUAUAGGACAUAUUUUGAAGCAAACAUGCUUAGAGAGUGCUCAAAUAAUAAUUUAUAUGUAUUCUAAUCGAAAGACAUUUGAACUCAACCAUAUUAAAUGUUAUUAGUUAUGAAAACGUAAGACGACGAUCUGACGAAACCGAGAUUAUAAAUAUAACCUGUUUGACAGAAUAUAUUAAUGUUGAUCUUUAUCAGUGAGAAGUAUCCUUUGAAACUAGUCGGAUAUAGCUAACAUAGCAGUUAGAUUGCUCUCAAGAGUAUCUUCUAUCUAGGUACCUUCAUAAUCUGUAAGGAAACAUAGCGAAACUAUAGAAGUUUAUAAAAGUUAUUUAGCUAAUCAGCCUACGAACAAACGCUCCAAUCUAAGCGAUGGAUUUAAUUAUAUACCUCAAGCAUUGCAGGAAACAGAUGAUUUUUAAAACGUUUUUACGCUAGAUAAACGCAUUUUCUACAGCACGACCAACCAAUAAAAAUAUUAAUCUAAGACCAACACAA
Armigeres subalbatus is the source of this 6009-nucleotide messenger RNA. RefSeq lists its product as uncharacterized. The record is from RefSeq and is a predicted model, not a curated record. The transcript is spliced from 7 exons. The coding region runs from base 1022 to 5134 and encodes 1370 amino acids. Gene Ontology annotation, cellular component: signaling receptor complex; plasma membrane. Gene Ontology annotation, biological process: protein phosphorylation; positive regulation of kinase activity; multicellular organism development. Gene Ontology annotation, molecular function: ATP binding; transmembrane receptor protein tyrosine kinase activity. Lineage: Eukaryota; Metazoa; Arthropoda; Insecta; Diptera; Culicidae.